AUGGGCAAGAAAAAAGUUAUUUCGCGACCGUUAACUCCAAUUCCAUCUUGGCUCAAGAGUCAAUUGAAAAAUGCGCCCAUCAAGGAUGUAGUCAAAUCUGCUGCAAAUCAGAGUGCAAGGGCGCUUUUCACUAAAGCAGAGAAGGCCGCUAGCGGCGCGCCUUUUGCAACACUGCCACGGCCGCGAUUGCCCGCUAUCUUCGAAACCCGAGCUGGAAAGCGAAAGCGAAUUUCUUCCCCGCGUUACUCUCCAGGCGCUGUUCGAUUGUCUCCCGAACUUGUAUCAAUCGACAGUGCAAAAGUUCUUCCGACCAAGCAGGAGGCGGUUCUGAUACACAGAGCUCCAGACGGGUCGAUUCUGAUUCCUCAGGAAUUCACAAAAGUGCUGAUCGAUUUCAUCAACACUCUUCAGAGCGAGUACGAGUGGGCGAAUCCUCGUUAG
Messenger RNA from Oikopleura dioica, 441 nucleotides. NCBI's taxonomy places the organism in Eukaryota, Metazoa, Chordata, Appendicularia, Copelata, Oikopleuridae. The record is from the annotation of a GenBank genome assembly.